AUGUCCCCUCAUUUCAUCCUGAACGCAUCGUUGGACAAUCACGGCAAGCCGAACUGUCAGCGAUGCGAGAAAGCUGGGAUAGCUUGUGAAGGCUAUGUCACGUACGGCGAGUUUGUUGAUGAGACGACGCGAUUCGCGAAAGAUAAAUCGCCUGUGAAGGACAGCCAGCUCCAGGUUCAACCUGCCAGUCCGUCUGCUAAGGCCACUGAACGACAGAUCUGGCGUCCGCCGCCACUGUUACUGGAUCAAGAUGCCGUAAUUCAUGCUCACCUACUAUCGCGGAUCGAUGAAGUUACGCCCUUGAUGGCCAAUCUCGAAUCCAUCACAUUGUCGGAUUCGACACGCUCUCUUGCAGUGAGAGCACUAGCAGCCGUGUACUUUGGCAAAACGAACAGUGAUAAGAGGAUCUUUGACCUAGGCAGCAGGGAGUAUGUAAAGGCCUUGAACAGAGUGCAACUUGACCUGGCGAGUUCAACCGCCGUUCUCGAGUGGGACACGCUUGCCAGUGUAAUUUGUUUGUGUAUGUUUGAGAACAUCGUCUUUACGGAUAAGACGGGAUGGCUGAAGCACUACGAGGGAAUAACCCAGUUGGUGAGUUCUGUGAUCGCAUUGAGACUGGAGUCCAUACUAAACCGUCGACAUGAAGGUCAAGCUGAGAGGGCCAUGGAGACACCAAACAGACCUGGAAAGAGAACUCCUCAGACAGUGCCGGUUUGA
Fusarium oxysporum Fo47 is the source of this 717-nucleotide messenger RNA. RefSeq lists its product as uncharacterized. The record is from RefSeq and is a predicted model, not a curated record. The coding region runs from base 1 to 717 and encodes 238 amino acids. The transcript has 2 exons. NCBI's taxonomy places the organism in Eukaryota, Fungi, Ascomycota, Sordariomycetes, Hypocreales, Nectriaceae.